This is a messenger RNA of Monomorium pharaonis (pharaoh ant), 1845 nucleotides long. RefSeq names its product 5-methylcytosine rRNA methyltransferase NSUN4. Gene Ontology annotation, biological process: rRNA methylation. Gene Ontology annotation, cellular component: mitochondrial large ribosomal subunit. Bases 145 to 1659 code for a protein of 504 amino acids. Gene Ontology annotation, molecular function: methyltransferase activity. The record is from RefSeq and is a predicted model, not a curated record. The transcript has 9 exons. NCBI's taxonomy places the organism in Eukaryota, Metazoa, Arthropoda, Insecta, Hymenoptera, Formicidae.
GAUUGGCUGUUGUGUUUCAUGGCUCUCUCCCUCUCUGCUGUUAUUCUUCCUUGUUCCAUAAAAUUAUAGGUUAGGAUGAAAUCUUACGGCGAGAAGCCGCUAAUUUAAAUGGAAUAACAGGGCAAGAAAAUUUAUAUUUAAAAAAUGGCACGUUUGUUUAAUAGACUUGCAAUCAAGGAACUGGCUAGAAUUCAGGCUGCUACAUAUAGUACUAAAAAAGCGGAUCAUUGGUCUGUACUUAAAAGGAAAAAGACGCACAUGGACAAAGCACUGAAUCAUUUUGAUGAAUUCUAUGGUAAUGUUUAUGGAAAGUCAUGGGAAAGUAUAAGAACUGCCCUGCUGAUGGAAGAGCACAAGUACAUGGCUGUUGUAAACAGCUUUAGUGAUAUAAAUAGGAUUAAGGCAGAGUUAGAGUCUCAAGGUGCCAUGAAUCUAAGAACAAUUUAUGAAAUCUAUAAGGAACAUAUUGAUGCAAAUCCUCCCAAAUCUAAUAAAAAAAAGGAAAAAGGAAGAAAAGCAAAAAGUCGAAUGGAAUCUGUGAUUUCUAAUGUUGCGACUUCGUUGGUGCAGUCGCAUUAUCCUACCGAUUAUGAAUCAGCGCCUACGUCUCUAAAUACAAAUAAAGAUGAAGAUACAGCGGUAACGGAUCAAGGAUUACAGCCUGUAGAAAUGAAAUCUAUCGAGUCGAAUUUGAAUGAAAUUACCUUAGACGAAAAUCGAAUCGUGCAUCCCAAUGCCAGUAUGAGCGGAUUGUAUGAAUUUGUACCAGCCACGAAAAUCAAGGGCAUGGAGGACUGGGUAUUGGAAUCACAACAUUACGGCUAUUACAAGGAGGGCUCAGGUUUUUCAGUAAACAUCGAGAAAGAGGCAGUGUUAGCGUUUCCGGAGUAUCUCAACGUGUAUACAUUUGAACAAAACAAUGAUAGUGAUUUUCCAUCUCCUAAAAAAGGAUCAACCGGCGUCUUAGAUUACUAUCUCCUGGAUGGCGCCUCUGUAUUGCCAGUGUUGGCCUUAGACGUGCAACCUGGCGAUGCCGUGCUGGACAUGUGCGCGGCGCCAGGAGGAAAAACCCUGAGCAUUCUUCAGACGCUUAUGCCGAACAUAAUGGUAGCUAACGACAUUCAAAAGUCUCGAGUGAAUAGGAUACACAAAGUCAUUGAUCAAUAUGUAGCCGGCAUCGGUGAGUGGGAGAAAAGAUUGUUUGUGACGGAGCGAGAUGCGAGAUUCAUUGAUGACAAGGAUAUGUUUAACAAGAUUUUGGUGGAUGUGCCGUGUACCACAGACAGACAUGUUUUGCAUUCAGAGGAUAACAAUAUCUUCAAACCACAGAGGAUACAGGAAAGAUUAAAAAUGCCGGAGUUACAAGCGGCUAUUUUAACUAAUGCGUUGAAGAUAAUAUCGGUUGGCGGAACGGUUGUGUAUUCUACUUGUUCUCUCAGUCCUAUUCAAAAUGACGGCGUCGUCGGCAUGGCGUUGAAAAAGGCUUGGGAGGAAACUAAUUCUGUCAUGAUUGUAAAAGAUAUGAGCGAAGCACUGAAUCCAUUGAGAUGCCUUUAUGAAUUCGGUAAUUUUGGAUUAAAAUACGGCCAUAUCGCUAUUCCUACGCUCGAAAAUAAUUGGGGACCCAUGUACUUUUGUAAAAUAGUACGAAUACGGUAAUAACAGGCAGUGUUUGAUCGUUCGCUUCCUCGUCAGGUGCUUCAAUCUGGUUCCAAGGUUGUUCAUUGCCGCUCCCAAAGAUAGUAUAAACUAAUAUCUCAAUUAUAUAUAGAAUGAUUGUUACGAGGAAUACGAUCCUCCACGCUUCUAUGGUUUGCUGUAAAUAAUAAAAAAAAUUACAAAGUA